This is a messenger RNA of Penicillium angulare, 918 nucleotides long. RefSeq names its product ubiquitin family protein. Lineage: Eukaryota; Fungi; Ascomycota; Eurotiomycetes; Eurotiales; Aspergillaceae. The transcript is spliced from 2 exons. Gene Ontology annotation, biological process: protein ubiquitination; modification-dependent protein catabolic process. The coding region runs from base 1 to 918 and encodes 305 amino acids. Gene Ontology annotation, molecular function: ubiquitin protein ligase binding; protein tag activity. The record is from RefSeq and is a predicted model, not a curated record. Gene Ontology annotation, cellular component: nucleus; cytoplasm.
AUGCAGAUCUUCGUCAAGACUCUGACUGGCAAGACCAUCACCCUUGAGGUUGAAUCCUCCGACACCAUCGACAAUGUCAAGUCCAAGAUUCAGGACAAAGAGGGCAUCCCCCCUGACCAGCAGCGUCUGAUCUUCGCUGGAAAGCAGCUGGAGGAUGGCCGCACCCUCUCCGACUACAACAUCCAGAAGGAGUCUACUCUCCACUUGGUCCUUCGUCUUCGUGGUGGUAUGCAGAUCUUCGUCAAGACUCUGACCGGCAAGACUAUUACUCUUGAGGUCGAGUCCUCUGACACAAUCGACAACGUUAAGUCGAAGAUCCAGGACAAAGAGGGCAUCCCUCCUGACCAGCAGCGUCUGAUCUUCGCUGGAAAGCAGCUUGAGGAUGGCCGUACCCUUUCCGACUACAACAUUCAGAAGGAAUCUACCCUCCACCUUGUCCUCCGUCUUCGUGGUGGUAUGCAGAUCUUCGUUAAGACCCUUACUGGAAAGACUAUUACGCUUGAGGUUGAAUCAUCGGACACUAUCGAUAAUGUGAAGAGCAAGAUCCAAGAUAAGGAGGGUAUUCCCCCAGACCAGCAACGUCUUAUCUUCGCUGGAAAGCAACUUGAAGACGGUCGCACUCUCUCCGACUACAACAUUCAAAAGGAAUCUACCCUUCAUCUCGUUCUCCGUCUGCGUGGUGGUAUGCAGAUUUUCGUCAAGACACUCACGGGAAAGACUAUUACUUUAGAAGUGGAGUCUUCUGAUACCAUCGACAACGUGAAGAGCAAGAUUCAAGACAAGGAGGGUAUUCCCCCAGACCAGCAGCGUCUUAUCUUCGCUGGUAAGCAGUUGGAGGAUGGUCGCACACUGUCCGACUACAACAUCCAAAAGGAGUCUACCCUCCAUCUGGUGCUUCGCCUGCGUGGUGGCCAGUAA